This is a messenger RNA of Nicrophorus vespilloides, 4122 nucleotides long. RefSeq lists its product as uncharacterized. Bases 478 to 3717 code for a protein of 1079 amino acids. NCBI's taxonomy places the organism in Eukaryota, Metazoa, Arthropoda, Insecta, Coleoptera, Silphidae. The transcript is spliced from 3 exons. The record is from RefSeq and is a predicted model, not a curated record.
GUAUACGAAGAGAGGAUGAAUAAAAAAAAAUAGAUGAAUUCCGAAGAAGGCGCGCACGGACAUUGUGCCUGGUCGCGGUAUAAAACCGGUGGAAGGACGGGUCCGUUUUUUACAAGUGCCACAAUACCUGAGCAGUGCACACUUACUUCUUACUCUCAAGGGGGCAACUUUCUCAAGAGAAGAACAUCACUAGAAGCAGCCCCCUUCUUCUCACCACCACUCACCGAAGAAGAAGAAGUAGUAGUAGUGGUGCUGAUAUCUCUGCCACUUCUUCAGUCAACAUCUCACAGUGUUACUGUGCCUCCUCAUCAAUAGUGAGAAUAGAAAGCGCGAGAUGAACAACUACUGAUGUGCAUUUAAGAAAGAAUCUUUUCUCUCUACUUAUUUAUAUAUUUUUUUUUCAAUCAACAAAUUGAGACAGUAAAAAGCAAUUAGAGUGUGACAUUUAGUGAUCGAGUGUUAAAAGGAUCUGAAAAAAUGUGGAUUAAGUUCAUAGCAGUCUUUUCGCUUUUAUUGGCCGCGAUUCUUGCGGCCGAAGAUGGGUCCAAUAAGAAGAAGCAAGAGGUCAGGGGAAAGCGGAAUUUGGAAUACAGCAUCACGCACCCCUAUCCGAAGAAUAACCACAAUAACAACUUCAGACUCGAGAGGAGGAUCUCCAAUAUACCGCCGCAAAGAUAUCCGACGUUCUUCCCGGGAAACAGACCUUACAGUUUCUACAGAAAGAACAAGCCUUAUGCACUUCCACCUUACGCCGUGCAAAUGGAACCUUUAGUCCAUUAUUCCCAGAGAGAUCCUUUGUAUGAUCCAAGCCACCUGCAUCCCUUGCCACAACCGCACAACGAGCUUACCAAGCACGAUGACCUGGUAGGUGAUAACAACCAUGUGAACCCGCAUGUCUAUGGUCUCAAGCAUAUUGUCGAGAGGCCCGUUUAUAUCAAGGAACCCGAGCCAAUCAUUGAAAUCAUCAUUAAGGAAGCGAACACCACUGCAUCGCCUGUCCAGGCUAUAACACCACCACUUAAAAAGAAGAAAGAGGAAGUCCAAGUGUUCUACGUGAAAUACAAGAAAAAUCCGCAUGGAAGUGGAAAGGACAGUGUAAUCUACGAAAAACCGGUUGCGGCAAUUUCACCAAUUCAAGAGGAACCCGUACAAGAGGAGCCUCCGCAGUAUGAGCCUCCGGUAACAUACGCUCCACCAUUAACAACCACCAUCAGAGCAAUUAUAAAACCAGAUUCUGAAACUUUCCAUGCCGAUACAGGAAUACAUGUAACUUUCGGUGGAUCCAAACAUUCACAUCACCAGGAAAAAUAUCCUCACGACGACGAUAUUGUCGAAUCUGCUCCACAACCUGCUAUUUCUCUCCCGCAGGGUAGGAGAUUCCCCGAUAGUCAUCAAUCUGCAUUCCAAGAGUACAGAAGCGAACAGCGCUUACCACAACCUUACGUGCCUUUCAACUUUAACCAACCUAAAUUCACAAGUCCGUCCAACUUCCAAAAUCACCAAUCUUCGUUCCAAAAUCAUCAACCAGCGCCAACUGUACACCAUCAACCGGCGGCACCCGGCUACGUCAAUCACCAAGCUCAAUCGAGUUUCACAAAUCAGCAAUCAACUUUCCCAUCACACCCAGCUCCUCCGCAAUACAAUCAACAGCGUCAACAUCAAUCGUUCCAAUUACCUCGCACACAAACUCAUUUCCCCGUUAAUCCACAACUGCCGUUGAAUCAAAGCCCACAAAACUUCAAUCAAAAUAAAUUCAAUUCAUUCCCCCCGCAACAACAAAAGCAGUUCAGCACAAGGCCUCAGUUCCCACAACAAAGUCAAAUUCAACAACAACCCAAGCAAAUUAACUAUCAACAACAACAACAACCGCAGCCUCAAAAACCAUUCGUUCAACAACAACAACAACAGCAGCAACAACCAAAACCAGUUGUUCAACAGUCACAAUACCAACAGAGUCAAAGACCGCAAGCUCAAGCUCUGGUUUCUCAACAGAAUCAGUUCCAACGGUAUAAUUUUAAUCAGCAGAACCAACAACAGCAAAGUCAACAUUUGGUUCAGCAAAAUCAACAAUUCGUUCAGCAUAAUCAACAGAACCAGCAUUUGGUGCAACAAAAUCAACAUUUGAAUAAUCAAAACCAACACAUUAACAAACAGAACGUUCAUAUACAAAAUCAGCAUGCGCAAAAUCAGAAUCAACAAAAUCAGCAUGCACAGAAUAUUCCGAAUUUCCCUCCAGGCGGUGAACUGAUCCAAGCACUUCCAAAAUACGAACAGCAUAUAUCCAUUCCACCAGCAAAUCAACCAAAUCAUCUGACACCAGAGCAAUACUCGCAACAGAUCAAGCAACAAUUCACCAAUAUUCCUCAAUCACCUCAAAUUAACAUCCAGCAUCAGAAUUUUGCUUCAUCCUACCAACAAAUCUCGACGAACCAACCUAUUUCUAAUCCACAACAAUCAGUUUACACGACAACUCAAAGACCUACAACAUACCAAACAACUAAAAAUUAUUAUUACUCGACCUCGACCGCACCAACAACGACCACGACUACUACAACUGCAAAACCUGAAUCAACAACUAUCGAUUUGAAAUCACUGAACAUCCAAUUGCCUGAUGAAGUUCCUGAUGAUCUUCGUGAACAAUUGCUCUCUUCUGGAAUUUUAAAGAACGCUCAUAUAUCUGUUUUGGAUUAUGACAAGGUCGGCGAUAUCCCAAUUUCCGCGUUACCACCAGAUCAGUUGGCCAACUUUUACAAUGCCGGCGGUGAAAAACAGCUGGCUGGAAGUGAACCAAAACCUGUAAUCGUUAAGCCUGAUGGUGAACCUGUGGAAGAUGACCAAGAACCGGAAGCGUCUGAAACUGAAGAGGUGAAAGCGAAAGCACCGGUCGAGAUGAAAGUGGUGCACUAUGACCCGCAAACCGAACAAGGUCAAAAAAUUCACGACUCUUACGUAAAAGAAGGAUCCACGCAAUUGGAGCCGGUCGUGCUCAACGACCAGACAUACAAUCGUUAUCUUCCGCUCAAAGUGAGUGGCGCCCAAUUUCCCAUUCCCGACGUUCCAGAGUUGAAAGGCAAAAAUAUAAACAGUGUCGUUGUAUUAGCUCCGAUCGAUUACGAAUUCGCCAAAAGCAAACGGGACGUAAGUCAGGUAAAUGAUGAGAUUAAGUUUGUGAGAAAUCAAGCUUUAAAGGAUUUGCUGAAAAAUCCAACUGCCGACAACUACAAGACUUUCCUGGAGAAAGAAAACAAGACCACCAGCGACAAGCAAGCCGUCAUCCUAUUAGUCACCGGAUCGGAUGCUAAAGAUAGAGAGAUCUUCAUGUUUGACGUGGGAACUCAGACGGUUAGCAAAUUGGACGGAGAGUUGUCCUCGGCGUUUGUGGACGCCGCAGAAUCAAAUACCGAUGAAAAAAAAGAAGAGGAGGCUGCUUCAAAUCGUGUCGAAACAAAAGUCCCGGUACCAGAAGGAAUCGACAGAAGAGAUUACGGUGAUGACGUCGAAUUAGACGAGGCGGCUUCCGAGCUCAUAGAAAGCAAAGUUCCCAUCAUCGAUCCGAUGCAGACCGAUCUUGAGGCGGAGGGCAGUGAACAAUUGGAGAGCUUCGUCGACAUUUCCGGCAUGCAAGUCAGUGAAGAUUUAACGCCCUCAGCAAGCAGCUACGUUGCUAUCAGUUCCGGCUACAGUAAGACUGAGUAUCAAAUGCCAUCGUCGCAUUAAAAACAAAAUUGAAAGCAGAACUUUAAAAUGUCGAAGGUUAGGUCACUUAUUGAGUGAAAGUCUCUUUCUCUCCGCGCAUUCUUCUAUUUCCCCUACAUUUUUUUUUGUACAUACAUACAUACAAUCAUACAUGCAGAUGACAUCAAUUUUUAUCGACUUUAUACAAUAAAUAUCAUGCGGCGAAUUUGAAAUCUACUCUUUUCUCUUUCUACAUGGGUACUUGAAAUAGGAUUUAUUUUACAAUUAUGAUUUUUACACUUAUAUAUUUUACUUUACGCUUCCCUGUGGGUUUGCUUCUUUUUCUUUAUUCUAGACAUAACGUGUGUAGGUUUCAAAAUUUGCCAUUCGCUCAAACCACGAGUAGAAUUUUAUUAUUUUUAUCAUUUAUUAUUUAAUUGAAUUGGA